AUGUUUCAAACAAAGCUAUACAUAUAUUUGAAAGAGAUUUUUCCUCGGUAUCGUCAUAUUGAGCCAAAAUCAAUCGUCAUAUGUCGGGGAAUUUCCGCUCUUUUAAUUUUAGCUCUACUCACAACAUUUACGGCUUUUUUGAUUAUCGAUAUACUUGAUGAUGGUCCGGUAUUGCAAAAGACUAUAUUUACAGCAGAUUCUCUUCCGAUACCAGAUAUUUUGAUAACAUCUAAUUAUCAAUUUAAGAUUGAAUGUUUGUCAAUUAAACUCACUACGAAACAAGAUUGUACACUAUAUAUCAAUCAACCUGUAGUGACCACUGAAAAAAAAUGGAAGACACUUGUAAGUUUGGACCAAAUUGCAGGAAGAUUCGCUCCUAAAGAUCUUUCAAGCAUAGGUUUAUCUUUCACUCCAAAUGACAACACUUUUGAUCCUAUCAAAAGUGAAGGGUAUAUCAUCGAGGCCUACGACCCAGAAUUCGGGCCAUAUAGCAAUAAGCCCAGUUCAGAUUUAGAUGGCGAUGAAUUGAACUUUUAUAAUACCUAUGGCCAACAAUUUACUUACUCGUUAGGAGCAUUAAACAAUUAUUUUGUACUGACCGGAACUUUCGCAUUUUCACGAACUAUUAAAGAAAUUAUAUCCCAGACGCAAAGUAAUACUUUUGGCAUUCCAGCAAGUUAUAGCAAACAAACGUAUAUCACCUCAGAUUACGAGCUUGUUAACCAUAAACUAAAUAAUGAAGCAUCCCUUAUAAUACUUCCUCGAAGUUAUAUGAUAGAAAGACUAAGAGAACAAAGAACAAAAACAUUUCUCGGCGCACUUGCUUUAUUCGGUGGCAUAUGGGUGAUUGCGGCAGGAGUAUAUGCUUGUUUAUUUGGAAUAAAUGCAUUGCGACCUUGGGGGCUGGUUCACAGCUGUUGUUUUCCAAAUGACAAUCGCAAACAUAUCCUUAAUAGAUAUCCAAACAUACCGUUGUUUUCACCUGCUGCAAACAGCAAUCCAACAGUCGUAAAUAACUUUGGAACCGAUGAUGAAUUUAAGAGACGUAUGGAGGAAAGAUUUAAUGCACUCGAACUUUUUUUAAAAGAUCAUGUAGUAAAUGCUGGAUACCUUGAAGAAUUUGUGAAAAAUGCAAAUGAUGAUAAUCAGCCCUUAAGCGACGUGGCAUCUACGCUUCCAGCAAACGUUAUUUCUAACUCAGUAAAAAUUAAUAAUGAUCCAAGCAAUAUAAGCAUGGCAUACCCAAACGACCUACCUGUAUAUGGAGCUCCUAGUCAAAUGACCUAUCCGCCUCAAGUGGCUCAUAAUAUACAACCUAUGAAUAUGCAAGUUUAUGGAUCCUAA
Ambispora leptoticha is the source of this 1344-nucleotide messenger RNA. NCBI's taxonomy places the organism in Eukaryota, Fungi, Glomeromycota, Glomeromycetes, Archaeosporales, Ambisporaceae. The record is from the annotation of a GenBank genome assembly.